UACAUCCUUAUUGGAGCUGGUGCACUUAUGAUGCUGGUUGGUUUCUUGGGAUGCUGUGGUGCAUUGCAGGAAUCUCAAUGUAUGCUUGGCCUGUUCUUCUUCUUCCUUUUCGUGAUUUUUGCCCUUGAAAUUGCUGCUGCAAUCUGGGGAUUUGCCAAUAAAGAAAAGGUUAUUGAAGAGUUAAAGGAUUUCUACACGGAAACCUAUGGAAAGAGAUCUCAACCAGCUGCCAGAGAGACCCUGAAAGCAUUUCAGUUAGCUCUAGACUGCUGUGGUCUUACAGGAGUUCUUGAGCAGCAGUUCAUGGACACCUGUCCGAAGAAGACCAUGCUUGAGUCACUUUCUGCAGUGUCGUGCCCUGAUGCCAUUGAUGAUGUCUUCAAAUCAAAAUUGAAUGUGAUUGGAGCAGUUGGCCUUGGCAUUGCUGUAAUAAUGGUUUUCGGCAUGAUAUUCAGUAUGGUUCUCUGCUGUGCUAUCCGCAAAAACAGAGAAAUGGUCUAAGAGCUAAAAACCCAAGACUGCUGCACUAUAAAAUCUUUGUCAUUAACUUUAGCGUUCUGAAAGCAUUUCUAAAAAGUUAUAUAUUUGUUACCUUUUUAAUGCUUUAUUUGGUACUGAUGUAGGUUUGCUUUUUAUGUUAAUAGGUUAAAAUGAUAAAGGUAUAUCUGACUCAAGACAAAUAUUGUACAUAAAAUAUCUGACUUUCUUGAAACUUAUGUAAUUUGGAUGUAAUUUAUGUUUGAGACAAUUUGAUACUUAAUAAAGAGUAAGAUG
Molecule: messenger RNA, 774 nt
Organism: Aptenodytes forsteri (emperor penguin)
Lineage: Eukaryota; Metazoa; Chordata; Aves; Sphenisciformes; Spheniscidae
Gene: CD9
Product: CD9 molecule
Exons: 6
Coding region: 28-501 (157 amino acids)
Cellular component (GO): membrane
Source: RefSeq, a predicted model, not a curated record